AUGACUCUCCCUCAGACCUACAAGGCCUUCCGGCAUAGUAAGGGCAACACACCCACCAGACUUGAACUGGUUACAGAAGAAGUCCCAUCUACAUUGAAGCCCAGCGAGGUGCUAAUUCGCAUCCAUGCUGUAUCGCUGAACUACAGAGAUGUUGCAAUUAUGCACGGGAAAUACCCACCCAAGGUGAUCAAGCAAGGUAUCCCGACAUCCGAUUGCGCCGCAGAGGUCGUCAAACUCGGAUCUGAGGUUCAUGACUUUCAAAUUGGAGAUCGAGUGGCGCCUAUCUUUGAUUUGAACAAUAUCGAUGGCACUGAAGAAGAUGUGGCUGUGCUCGGUGGUGAUGUUGAUGGAGUGUUGCGCGAGUACGCCGUGUUCGAUCGGAAUGUCUUGUUCCAUUUGCCCGAGCACCUUUCUUGGGAGGAGGCUGCUUGUAUCACUUGUGCAGGAACGACAUCAUGGAAUGCGUUGGACAUGCCACGAUCAAACGGCACUGCUCUUCUUCAAGGCACCGGCGGGGUCAGUAUGUUCAGUUUACUGAUCUGUUUGGGUGCUGGCAUCCGUCCCAUCAUCACAUCGUCUUCUGAUCAAAAGCUUGACCUAGCAAAGGCCAUCGGGGGGUCGCAUACUGUCGAUACCAUCAAUUACCGUGACCACCCAAAAUGGGACGAGGAGGCACGCCGACUUACGAACGGACGAGGUGUUGAUGUCGUUGUCGACAACGUCGGGCCUUCCUCUAUUGCCCAAAGUCUCGCCUCUCUCGCUAGAAGAGGGACUGUUUCCCUGGUUGGAUUCUUGGGAGGAUUUGAUACGGACAAGUCAACUGAUGCGGUUCUCCCAACUCUGUUAAAGAGCGCAACCAUCAGGGGCAUCAGUGUGGGCUCAAAGAUUGACCACCAAAGCUUGUGCGAGUUCCUCUCAGAGAAAAAGAUCAGUUUGGCACCGAUCAUGGACAAGAAGACAUUUUCAUUCGAGGAUGCGCCGGCGGCAUUUGAUCAUCUUUGGGAUGCGAAGCACAUGGGAAAAGUGGUCAUCAAAUUCUGA
This is a messenger RNA of Penicillium nucicola, 1041 nucleotides long. Its product is annotated as zinc-dependent alcohol dehydrogenase family protein. Bases 1 to 1041 code for a protein of 346 amino acids. The transcript is spliced from 4 exons. Lineage: Eukaryota; Fungi; Ascomycota; Eurotiomycetes; Eurotiales; Aspergillaceae. The record is from RefSeq and is a predicted model, not a curated record. Gene Ontology annotation, molecular function: oxidoreductase activity.